Messenger RNA from Sardina pilchardus (European sardine), 5316 nucleotides. RefSeq names its product solute carrier family 20 member 1b (gene slc20a1b). Gene Ontology annotation, molecular function: phosphate transmembrane transporter activity. Gene Ontology annotation, cellular component: membrane. Gene Ontology annotation, biological process: phosphate ion transmembrane transport. The coding region runs from base 710 to 2755 and encodes 681 amino acids. The transcript is spliced from 11 exons. The record is from RefSeq and is a predicted model, not a curated record. NCBI's taxonomy places the organism in Eukaryota, Metazoa, Chordata, Actinopteri, Clupeiformes, Clupeidae.
UCUACUACGCACACACGGGCUGUUCACCUAGAUAUCGUGAAAGUACGGUUCUCCUCGACUUGAGUCAGGCAGCGCAUCACUAGCAGUGUCAGGGUUAGUUUUUGAAGACAAGCAGGAAAUUAAAUAGCUCAAUAGACUAAGUUAUAUACAUAGACAUACGGAACUCAUGUAUUAAGUUACUAGCUAACUGUCAAGGGCUAUUUAGAUUCUACAUCCCGCGCGCGCCGAAUCUAGUGGUUAGGGCGGGCUGCAUAGACUUGAAGAAGGUUAAAAGCCGAUUUUCAUCUUUAACGUCAUUGUUGCUGUGUGUGGAUGUUCCUUCAUUCACCUACCGUGGCUGUAUCACAAUGGGCGUUUUGACAAGCUGUUUAAUUCACCGAAGCCAGACGAAUUGUAGCAAAACUAGUCUUCUGAGAGGAUAGCAAUAGCUCCACCCACUCUCCACCUAGUUCCCUUUAACUUGUAGCUGUUCCUAGAAGAGCAAGUCAGUUUUUACUUGCAGUUUCUGAGCACUAGUAGCGAAAGGGUGUAGGUUGGUCUGGGGGCUAAAGCAAGAAAUAUCACUUAUAACACUAGUACCUCAAUUCUAAGUUAUUCCAGUUUGCUGCUGUGGAAAAAGAUUGCCUACCAAAUCUAGUAGACAUUCCCUGUAAGAUUGUGAAAUCAUUAAACUUGUAUCUUGAAGGAGAAAAUUUAAAAACCUUGCACAAUGGUUUCGCCAACUAUCACCUCAGUUGCCCUGGUGACCAUGGCAGUGGCCAGUCAAGCAGGAGUGGAGGGCUACCUCUGGCUGCUUAUAUUAGGCUUCGUCAUUGCCUUCGUCCUCGCCUUCUCGGUGGGUGCCAAUGACGUGGCCAACUCCUUCGGCACGGCGGUGGGGUCCGGGGUCGUGACCUUGAGGCAGGCCUGCAUCUUGGCCACUGUGUUCGAGACGCUCGGCUCGGUGCUCCUGGGAGCGAAGGUCAGCGAGACAAUCCGCAAGGGCAUCAUCGAUGUGAACAUGUACAACGGCUCUGAACACGUGCUUAUGGCUGGAUCUGUCAGUUCCAUGUUCGGUUCUGCAGUGUGGCAGCUGCUGGCCUCGUUCCUCAAGCUGCCCAUAUCUGGAACCCACUGCAUUGUGGGUGCGACCAUCGGCUUCACAUUGGUGGCCAAGGGUCAAGAAGGGGUCAGAUGGAUCGAGCUCUUGCGUAUUGUUGCUUCCUGGUUUCUCUCGCCACUUCUCUCUGGCAUCAUGUCGGGCGUUCUCUUCUACUUUGUCCGCAUGUUCAUCCUGCACAAGAAAGACCCGGUGCCCAAUGGCCUGAAGGCUCUGCCUGUGUUCUACGCGGUCACCAUGGGGAUCAACCUGUUCUCAAUCAUGUUCACUGGAGCCCCGAUGCUGGGUUUCGAUAAGAUUCCAUGGUGGGGCACGCUGCUCAUCUCCAUCGGCUUCGCCAUCCUGACGGCCCUCUUCGUCUGGUUCGUUGUUUGUCCUCGCCUCAGGAAGAAGAUUGACCGGGAGAACAAGUCCUCCAGCCCGUCUGAGAGUCCCCUGAUGGAGAAGCGUGAGCUGGCCACGUGCCCCAUCCUGAAGGCCGUGCCCGAGGAGCCCCCCACAGCCCCCGCCACCCCCGUUCAGGCUCCGCCCCCGGCUGAGGAGCGCCGCGUCACCUUCAACAUCGGAGACUCGGACGACCCCGACUACAAAGACAAAGACGUGGAGACCAACGCCAACAACAUCCAAAAGACGGUUCACGUCCAGUUCAACAACAGCUCCGGUCCGACGCACAUCCCCAGCAACGGCUACAGCCAGUACCACACGGUGCACAAGGACUCUGGCCUCUACAAGGACCUGCUGCACAAGCUGCACCUGGCCAAGGUGGGCGACUGCAUGGGGGAGGCGGGCGAGCGGCCCAUCCGCCGCAACAACAGCUACACCUCCUACACCAUGACCAUCAUCGGCAUGCACAGCGAGUUCAAGCUCCGCGAGGGCGACUUCAAGUCGGCGGCCACCGGCGAGGAGAGCAGCGGCGGCGGAGGCGCCGGCGGCGACAGCAACAACAAGGCCGGCGGCGUGGGCGCGGGCCCGGAGCGCAAGCGCGUGCGCAUGGACAGCUACACGAGCUACUGCAACGCGGUGGCGGAGCACGGCGCGCCGCCCGAGGAGCUGAGCGAGGGCGACGUGGCGCUCACGCUGCCCGAGGAGGAGGAGGAGGACGCCGGCAGCAGCCGCAGCUCGCUGGAGGAGCCCGAGGCCGACCGGCCCGAGGUGUCCACGCUCUUCCAGUUCCUGCAGAUCCUCACCGCCUGCUUCGGCUCCUUCGCUCACGGAGGCAAUGACGUCAGUAAUGCAAUCGGUCCCCUGGUGGCGCUGUGGCUGGUGUAUGAGAGUGGCUCUGUCGUGUCCAACAACCCCACCCCCAUCUGGCUGCUGCUGUACGGAGGAGUGGGCAUCUGCUUGGGACUCUGGGUGUGGGGCCGACGGGUCAUCCAGACCAUGGGCAAAGACCUCACUCCGAUCACCCCUUCCAGUGGUUUCAGUAUUGAGCUUGCUUCAGCCGUCACUGUGGUCGUUGCCUCCAACAUCGGUCUGCCUGUUUCUACUACCCACUGCAAGGUGGGAUCCGUGGUGGCGGUCGGCUGGCUUCGCUCACGCAAAGCGGUGGACUGGCGCCUGUUCCGCAACAUCUUCAUGGCGUGGUUCGUGACCGUGCCCAUCUCUGGUCUCAUCAGUGCUGCCAUCAUGGCCCUCUUCACCUAUGUCAUCCUGUGAGACCAUCGGCAAUCCCCCUGCCCCCCCCCCUCCACCCUUCCCUAAAAGCCCCCCUAGGCCCCCCCACCCCCAUCAGGAGGAGAGAAGUGGGGGACCAAGCCACCCACAGCGAGAGUGGUGUGAGGAGUGAGAGAAAAGGGAGAAGUGAGGAGUGGUAUGGCGUGGUGGAGUGAGGCAAAGCUUUGUGCCCCCCAUUAUAUAUUUUGGAGAGGGUGAUUGAGGAGGGAGAAGAAAAAAACAAACAAAACAAACGGGGUAAAACAAAAAAAAGAAAACCCUUUUGACGGAGCCCCUGGGGUUCCUGGCUGCAGCAUUCCCUGUUGGCACACAGUCGGCAGUUCUGAGCACGCUCAGUUUGCCCGCCAGGGCCGAUGUGCCAUGGGAACCGUUCUUUUUCAGCUUUCUGUUUCUUUUCUUUUGCCAUCUUUCUGUAGACUUGGCUGUAUCGUUGCCAUCUCAAUGCCCAUUCAUUGUACAUAGCUUAUCUUUACAAAAAAAAAAAAAAGGAAGACAAUUGAUUCAUUUUUAUAUUGUAAUUAUGUACAUAUAUUUUUUUUUCUUAUUUUCCUUUUUUUACUGAUAAGUUUGACAACCACAUGAACAAUUUCAAUGCAGUAUUAGCCUUCACUGAUGGAGACACAUUGGCCCACAGGCAUAGGGGAGCAGUAUUUGGGUUUCGCAAAAACAAAAACGAGGUAGUUUACAGCAACUGGGCUUUUUACGUACAGUGGAGCGCAACACAGUGCAGUUUGUUUGUGUGUGUGGGUGAUGGUGGUGGUGGUGGUGGUAGAGGAAGGAGGUUCUACGAGCAAAAUCUAGCAGAAAAGUCUCAUUGGGUCUGUGCAGACGAAACCAGCACUGCGCAUCUAGAAGAAAUUUGGGUCGCAAAACAACAGUACUGUCAAGGGUCGCACUGGUUGUGGAGAGACGAGACUUUGUGUCUCUCUGACUGCGCUGAUCUUGUUCAACUGAUAACACUACAAUGCAACAGCGCUAGGCCUAGACCUAGACUUCUCUACCAAUCUCACACUGGGAAUGGUAUCCAUCUUAUGUGUUAUUCAGUAAUACUCUACGCAAGUUAGAAAAAAACAAUGCAAAUGAAAUGCUUUAAUUACUGUAAUCGAUGCAUCUAAAGCAGCAAGAGACUUGUAAAAGAGCUUGUUACUCUGAAGUAUAUCUUAAAAUCAUUUAACCAAAUUUAACCCACCAUUUCUAAAAGCCUAAGGUAGAAACUUGCUAGUCAUGCUAUAGUCUAGUAAGGCUUAACCGCACAGUUUGGCUUUGUGCGUGUGUGUGAGAGAGAGCGAGAACACUUGAACUUGGGUGGGCAGGAUUAGGCCUUUUUGUGUGUGUUUUUUUCUUCUGUUGCCAUAACGCAGUUUUCAAUAAGAACAGGGUGUUACUAGGAUACUGGACCUCUCGUAUUACCAUUCUAAUGCUGUGAUGGUUGUAUAGAUUUCUUUCUUCUCACCUCUGCGAUAGUGGAGGGGAUUGGAGAUUAUUCUGUUUUCUCUUACUUGCCUCCAGUUUGUGUUGUACAGUGUAAACUUUGGAAGCAAGAUAAUAAGAUAGGUAUGAUGAUACACCAACAAAAACCUCAGUAGAUCUGGAGAAUAACACAGUAUUGAGGACUUGCAGUGGCACAGAGUAACUGCUGGCUAUAUCCCUCACCCGUCUCUAAAUUUGUAUAUCAGUUUACCAAAACACAUUUGAAAAUCUUGAAACAUACUCAUGAAAGUGGAGAGAAGAGAUCAAUGCUGGAACACAAUAUACAUAUUGUAAAACUAUUUUUAAUUCUUAAAACCAUUCUCUUUUUUUGUUUGUUUGUUUGUUUUUAUUUCCUGUAAAACUUGACUGUGUCUGACACGUUGUGAAGACAGUGUAAUGUAUAUCCGCUCUGCUCGGCCUUUCUAGUAGCCCUGCUGCUGCAUUGCAGCUUCUGCGCUUGGAAAAGAGAAGGAAAAAAAGAAAAAAAAAAACUGACAAAGCUCUUUACUAUUCUCAGUGGAACACACUCAAAAACACAUACACGCGCAGACCCACACAGAGGUGUUUACACGCAUGCACUCACGCAUACUGUAUAUACAAACACACACACACACACACUCACACACAGACAUACACGCGCAUACGCAUGCAUGAACACAUGCUGGUUCUCUGUGUUGCCAAGCCCCCCUCCUGCGUGCAGGCAAUUGAACAAGCGGCGUCCGCUCGAGUCGGAUGUGUGUGUGUGCGUGUGUGUGCGUGUCAUCUGCAGUGGACCGCGCUAGACGGAGGGGGUUGCUGCGUCACAGGCACCUCACAACUGCUGGCAGUGCGCAGGCUGUAUUACAUAAUACAUCUAGGCCCUAGAGUUCAUGUAGAUGCCUUAAUUUUUUUUAGGUACCAAAGAAAAUAUUUUGAGGAUGUGUGCGUUUGUGUGUGUGUGUGAGUGAGGUGAGUGAGUGUUGUACCCAAGAUACACCGUUUGUGUUUCUUUUUCUUUCUUUUUUUUAAGUCAUUUGUGACUGGACUUUGAAAGACAAAAAAUAAUAAAAUGAGAAUAAAAAUGGUAAAAUUAA